This is a messenger RNA of Closterium sp. Naga37s-1, 369 nucleotides long. The record is from the annotation of a GenBank genome assembly. Lineage: Eukaryota; Viridiplantae; Streptophyta; Zygnematophyceae; Desmidiales; Closteriaceae.
AUGGAGGGGUUGAUCAGUUCACUCCUGCGGGUGCGUUUGUGCCGCAACUGUCGCUCCACGGGCACCAUAGUGCGCGCCUCUGCUGCUGUCAUUGCACAGAACUUCCCUCCCCCCUCUUCUUUCCCCCCUCCCGCUCCCUCUCAGGUGCGGCUGUGUCGCAACUAUCGCUCCACAGGCACCAUAGUGCGGGCCUCGGCCGCCGUCAUCUCGCAGAACUUUCCAGGAAGGAGGGCGGCCAAAGAGCUGUGCACUGACAACGGCGAUGGGGAGAAGAUCAGGGUGGUGGAGCGAUGUGGCAGUGCUGUACCGGCGGCAGGUGACUGGCAGGGCGUUUCAGGCCGCGAUGAGGGAAAGGAAGAUCCCCUUUAA